CUGGCGUCCUGCUACAGUCUGAAUACUCAGGAGCGAGUGCGAGCUGAACUCUCUGCGGUGCAGAGCUGGACAAACACAGCACCCAUCCACCUCAACGCUGCUUCACUGGCUUAAGGACAUAUUCCUGGAGUAUCCGGGUUCGGGACGGGAGCCCUUGUCCGGUACUCAUUUUCGUCUUUUAUUUAUGUUUUGAGUUCAUGCGCGGCGACGGGACAGAGACUUGACUUUUUCCAGUCGUGUCCAAAGACUGCAGCUGUCGAGCACUGCGCGUCCAUGCGAGACAAAUGUCUUUCGCAGUGCAUUAGUCCAUAAAGUUUUUUUUUUUUUUGUUUGCUAUUUAUUAAUAUCGCUUUCUCCCGUUUGAACAUUUCGAGCGACUCUGCAUGCUCCAGCGCUCGAGCGCGUCGCGUUCGGAGACCCAUCCAGAAAACUGCAUGCGCAAAGAGAGGGAAGAAAGGCAAAAGUCGGGUUUCGCGACGCUGGUGAACACUUUGCUGAAGAACAGGGACACGAUGAGCGCCGAUCUCGCCAUGGGGCCCGAGCUGCCCACCAGCCCGCUGGCGUUGGAAUAUGUCAAUGACUUUGAUUUGAUGAAAUUUGAGGUGAAGAAAGAGGCCUUGGCGGGACUCGACCGCUCCAACAUACGGCAAUGCAAUCGCCUCCAGCCGCAGGGCUCCGUGUCCUCGACUCCGAUCAGCACCCCGUGCAGCUCCGUGCCGUCCUCCCCGAGCUUCAGCCCCACGGAGCAGAAGAACCAUCUGGAGGAGCUGUACUGGAUGCCCAGUGGCGCGUACCCGCAGCAGAUCGACCCGCAGACGCUAAGCCUGACGCCCGAAGACGCGGUGGAGGCUCUGAUCGGUGCCACGGCGCACGGCCAUCCUCCGCCCCCUCAUGUGCAGCAGCAGUUGCAAGCAGGAGGCUUCGAGGGAUACAGGGGAGCCCACCAUCACCACCACGGCCAUGCGCAACAGCAACAGCAGCACCACCACCAACAUCAACACCAACAAUACGGCGCGAUGCCCCAUCACCCCGAUGACAUGCCAGGUCACCACCAUCACCACCACCACCACCACCACAGUCAGGACCCCGACAGCCCCUCUCCUAUAUCGCCCGGGUCCCACCAGCAGCUCCACCACCGGCACCAUCACCACCACCACCCCGGCCAGCAGGGUCACCACGGCGCGGGCGGCGGCCUGAACGUGGAGGACCGCUUCUCCGACGACCAGCUGGUGUCCAUGUCCGUGCGCGAGCUGAACCGACACCUGCGGGGCUUCACCAAGGACGAGGUGAUCCGCCUGAAGCAGAAACGCCGGACCCUGAAGAACCGGGGCUACGCGCAGUCGUGCCGCUUCAAGCGCGUGCAGCAGAAGCACGUGCUGGAGAACGAGAAGACGCAGCUCAUCAACCAGGUCGAGCAGCUCAAGCAAGAGAUCAACCGGCUGGCCCGAGAGAGAGACGCCUACAAACUCAAGUGCGAGAAACUGAGCGGAGCGAACGGGUUCCGCGAGGCAGGCUCCACGAGCGACAACCCGUCCUCUCCCGAGUUCUUCAUGUGAGUGUGUGUUUCCUAUGCCUGAGAGACUCUGCGCUCAUUCAGAUAACAGCAGAUACAGUACUCAUAUUAGAAGAAUAAUCCACAAGAAAUAAUAAUCUCAUAUCUAAUCAUCUUGGCAACUAAAAUGCGAAGAACAUGUUAGAAUGUUUUCUGGGAAAUGUAGUUUAGUUGCUUGUAGUAGGACUUUUACUCCUUUCGUAGAGAUCUCACAACAAAAAGAAAAGCGAAGAACUGGCUUUUGUACUUCAGAUAAAACCUUCUUUCCAUCUUCUGGUUUGUUCUCGGUUGAUCAGGAUAAAGAAAAAAAGAAAGGAGAAAAAAGAGUUUGUGCUGAGCGGGAAGAGAAACUUUGGACUUGUUGUCACUUGGCCAGAAAAGUUGAGAGCACCAGAUAUGCAAACCUCCCUUCCUCCUCCUGUAUAACGCGCCCGAGCGAGGCCACAGGGGACUUUAUGCAACAUCUCAUUGGUUUAUUGCUUGCUUGGUUAUAUAUAGAUAUAUAUAUUAAAAAAGAAAAGAAAAAAACACACAAAAACAAACACAUAAAUCUGCAUUAAGAUAUUAAUCCUGCAUGCUGGACAUGUAUGGUAAUAAUUUCUAUUUUAUACACUCUCUUCUUUCUUUCUUUCUUUCUUUCUUUCUUUCUUUCUUUCUUUCUUUCUUUCUUUCUUUCUUUCUUUCUUUCUUUCUUUCUUUCUUUCUUUGUGUUCAUUAUGUAUCAUAAAGAGCAUGUUUUUGAUCUCUAGCUCUUUUUUGGGGGGUAUGAGACUGGUUCUCCGGUCUCUCAUUGUAUGGGUUCAUCUGGACUUGUAAAUAUAUGCAACAGCAAACCUACAAACCGACAUCGAAGAGCUGAUUGUUUCCCAAACUUUUCUGAUUAGCUUCAUGUUUCGGGAAUGGAUUUUGCAGUUGCAUUUAAAGCAAGCAAACUUUGUAAAAGACGCGCACUUUGGGGGGAAUGGUUUUGGUAUUGGCAGUUUUUAUUUCGAUUUUUGAUUGUUUCUUUGUUUUGGCAGAAACCGCCUUUGAGGAAGACAUGCCGCACACGCACAUUUAGUCAUAGAUGAAUCUAAAGCACGCCUUUCAGUUGGACUGGUGCUCAUAGUCUCACGUCUAGUUGUAGCAAGACACAAAUGUGUGUGUGUGUGUGUGUGUGUGUGUGUUUCUUCUUUUUUUUUUUCCUUCAUGCAGGCUGUUGCAUAUUCUAUUGCUAUUCUAUAACAUAAGCAAUAUAGGUCGUAUCUUUUUUGAUGGGUAGGAUUUCAACGAACGGGCACACUUUCAUCGACAUUUUUUGAGCUAUAUGAGCUGCCAGUUUUAUAAACCAACAUUUCAAACUGUAGUUAUUAUAAUCCAGCUCGAGGGUGUAGGCUUCCUAAAUCAGGGGUUUGUGUAUUAUUGCCUAACAUGAAAACUACGCAUGUGUUUCAACGGAGAGUUUCAAUGAUCAAAUGUUAAAUGUCUUCCUUUAUUUGUAUUUUUAUUUUUCUGCCGGUCAGUAAAAAAAUAAGGGAUUCAGGUUCUGCAUACUCUCAAAAUUAAAAAAAAGAAAUGAAUAAAUAUAUGUCUCAUGUAAUUGUUCUGUUUUUUUGUUUGUUUUAUUAUUAUGUCGAUAUUCUGGUUCUGCUGGCCAGAUGCAUAGUUUUUAUUUUAAUGAUUAAAUUAACAAACUGUCAGAUCAUAUUGAAUAAGCAUGGUGCUUGCAUCUAAGAAAUAUUGUUAAAAGUCAUGCAUUUAACAAUCUUUUUGGUUUAUUACUGAUUCAACUGUGUUGAAAUCUAAUGUAAACUGCAGCAGCGGGUUGUUGUUUUGUUUGUUAAUUUCAUGUAUUAUGAGGGGAUCAAUUUUCAAAUCUGUUUAUAUAAAUGGAAAAAAAGAAUAGAGUUCAAUUCGGACUGUUCCAUUCAGGCUGGUUUCUGUUUCGUUUUUGCUGUUUUUGGAAGAAAUGGUUUCCUAUUUUGCUUAUUAAAGUCAGUGAAAUGGCA
Molecule: messenger RNA, 3540 nt
Organism: Carassius gibelio (silver crucian carp)
Lineage: Eukaryota; Metazoa; Chordata; Actinopteri; Cypriniformes; Cyprinidae
Gene: mafba
Product: v-maf avian musculoaponeurotic fibrosarcoma oncogene homolog Ba
Exons: 1
Coding region: 384-1556 (390 amino acids)
Biological process (GO): regulation of transcription by RNA polymerase II
Cellular component (GO): nucleus
Molecular function (GO): DNA-binding transcription factor activity, RNA polymerase II-specific; RNA polymerase II cis-regulatory region sequence-specific DNA binding
Source: RefSeq, a predicted model, not a curated record